CUUCCCACUUAUUCCACUAUUGGUGUAUGACCGUGAUGCCCAGUCUCGCUGAUAAUGCUCUCUUGACGCUCCCCAUGGUUCGUCGAUUGCUGCUGCUGCUGCUGCUCGCGGUGCAGACCUGCCUCAGUCGCUUCACCGCGAGUGGCGAUAGCAUCCCCACAGCUGUGCGCCUCGUAAGCAUCCACCCACACAACGUCAGCGCCUUCACGGAAGGACUCGUGUUUGACGAUGGCGCGCUCAUUGAGUCCACGGGGCUCAAUGGCGAGUCUUUCAUCCGCAAGUACAAACUGUCGGACCUUAGCACUGACUACUUCAGGACGGGGUCCAUACAAACCGUGCCCUUCCUACAGGAAUUCCGCUUCGACGCCUCCAUCUUCGGUGAGGGCGUAACCGUGCUGGGCGACAAGCUGUUCGCGCUAACGUACAAGGCGGAGCAGGUGCUGGUGCUUUCUCGACGUGACUUCCAGCUGAUCCGUCAGUUUCCCCUCACGACAUCCACCAAGGAGGGCUGGGGACUCACGACAGACGGAGAGUUCCUCAUCGCCAGCGACGGCUCGGCCAAUGUGCUCUUCUUCGACCCGCGCGAUGACUUCACGCUGCACCACAACAUCACUGUGCGGAAGAAUGGCAAACCGGUGACCAACGUGAACGAACUAGAAUAUGUAGAAGGGGAACUGCUCGCCAACGUUUGGUUCGAAGACUAUAUCCUACGCAUUGACAUUGCUACCGGAAACGUACUGGAGCAAAUAGAUCUUGACUGGAUACCCAACAUGGUGCCGAACAUUCACACCGAGGUUAUGAUGGCCUCCCCUUUCAAGCAGGAUGCCGUGAUGAAUGGGAUCGCCUACGAUCCGGUGACACGUCACGUAUUCGUGACCGGUAAGCUCUGGGACUCCAUGUUCGAGCUCGAGCUGUCGUAUCUAAGUGCGCACGACCGACCUAUCAUCCCUUAGGUGUGUUUGAUACCUUUGAUCUUGACAUCAAUGAUCAAUUCUGGAGGAGAUUGGGGAACAUUUGAGAGAAAAUCCACAAGUACUUACUACUUCACUUCUGUAAAAAGAUAUCCAAAUACUACAACUACGAUCAAUGCAUGUGUACGCCCGCUUUCGUUCAGCAGCGUGGGAGAAACAGCAACAGUCAACUUACGCGAAUUUCUCCGAGUGGAAGUCGAAGAUGGUGCCUUCCGCCUUCGAGGACGAG
Phytophthora nicotianae INRA-310 is the source of this 1200-nucleotide messenger RNA. RefSeq lists its product as hypothetical. The transcript has a single exon. The record is from RefSeq and is a predicted model, not a curated record. The coding region runs from base 27 to 953 and encodes 308 amino acids. Lineage: Eukaryota; Oomycota; Peronosporomycetes; Peronosporales; Peronosporaceae. Gene Ontology annotation, molecular function: glutaminyl-peptide cyclotransferase activity.